CUCAGAUGACGGAUGCAAACGUCUGGGCAUGACAGCCGAUGUCACGGAGAGUGACAGCUUUCGCUCUCUGCUGCCGCACCUCGACUAGCCCCGAGUGACGCCCGCCAAAGAAGUGACACGGAGCCAGUCAGAACUAUGCCAGAGAUGGAGAAAGGGAGACCACCGGAAAAUAAACGUAGUAGGAAACCUGCGCACCCCGUCAAGAGGGAGAUCAAUCAAGAGAUGAAGACGUUUGCAGAGAGCACCAUGAAUGAGCUCCUAGGCUGGUACGGCUAUGACAAGGUGGAGCUCAGGGACACCGAGGCCACCGAGAUCCGGAACUACCCCAACCGAGAGAGACGCCAGCAGCAUGUCUCCGUCCUUAAAGAAAACUCAGUGCCGAAGCCCAAGAGCUUGAACAGUAAAGUCAGCCCCUCUGCACUGGCCAUGAAGAGUGGAGAGAGAGAAUCAUCCACUUUCUCUUCCUCUCCCAGCUCCUCCUCUUUGACCAGCCCUAAGGAGCACAAGAGUGCUCCCGUAAUUGUCCCCCUUAUAAAGCCAUCUGCAGUGGAAGACGUGCAGAAUGUGCAGAUAGUGUGUGUGUGGUGUCAGAAGGAGGGGGUGAAGCGCUACUCCCUCUGUAUGGGCACCGAGCUGAAGAGCUUCUGUAGUGAGAAGUGCUUCGCCGCCUGCCGACGGGCCUACUUCAAACGCAACAAGGCCCGGGAUGAGGAUCUCAAUGGAAGUGAGCGAUCCCCCCAACACACCCAUGCUGACGACUCACCCCGACUGGUGCUGAAGAUGAACAGCGGUGGGGCCAGAUCACUCUCGCCCGUACCGCAGGUGUGCAACUGGUGCAAACACGUCCGCCACACCAAAGAGUACCUGGACUUUGGCGCAGGUGCGGAGCGGCUCCAGUUCUGCAGCACCAAGUGCUUGAACCAGUACAAGAUGGACGUGUUCUACAGAGAGGCCAGGGCGGCUCUCACCAGCUCCAGCCCAGGCCCAGGAAGACCCACCCAGGAUGGGAGAACUGAGUCCAUCGGAGGGGGUCAGAACCAGAAACUCCUGACCCCCGAAUCGUGGAACAACGGCGCGGGGGUCAUGCGGGGGAGUACCAGAUCACCCAAAGGGCCCAUGCCGAUCUACAGCACAGCGGCGUCAAGGACUGUGUCUCCAUCUGAGGCAUCGUCCUCGUCCUCCAAGGUCCCCGUCUCGGGGCUGAGACACCUGGAGAGGCAUGUCCUGCCACCGCUGCCAACCCCGGAGGUGGCAAGCCACCACCCCAUCCCCCCUCCUCCUCCUCGCCCCCCCAUGGAGCACCACCAGCACCACCAGGCAAUGCCUCAGAUCCCGCUGCCUUUCAUCCAGCCCCCCCUCCAUGCCCAGGGCCUGACGAGCCCCCUCGCCAACCCCCACAGGGGCCACCCUGGCCCCCCUUCCAGCCCCAUCCACCGGUCCACCCCUCACUCCCCCCACCACCCCCACCUCCAGCCCCCCUCAGCCUCCUCCAUGAACCCACCAAGAAUGCACCCCUACCCGGGGGCCUACUUCCCCGGCCUGCACUCCCCCCCUAUGAUGGGGCCUCGUGGCCCUGUGCCCAUGCCCCAUAUGAUGAACUUCGGGAGAUGGCCAUCCCUAGGCCCCUUCUUCCCUCAGCCCACGGUUCUGGUGCCCUACCCCAUUAUUGUACCCAUCCCUAUCCCCAUCCCCAUCCCUAUCCCCAUACCAAUACCCACUAAGCCUUCCCCCUCAGACCCCCUAGGGAUCCCCCCUAGUGGGGUUAUCCAGCCCGUGCCAGAGGGAAUGGAGAGGGGGUGCUCCAGUGGUGUCAAACUGCCCUCUCCCAGGAGCUCUGUGCCAAACAGAUUAGGUAGAACCACCAACCAGGGUCUCCCCUUGCCCUCAGAACACCCCAAAAGGGAUAUCACAGAUUGGGUUAAAUCAGAGAGGCAGGCUCCGUCGCCCAUGUCGUCCCCCCACAGUGCAGCAUCCUCCCCCAGGGCAUUCUACGAUGCUUCCCCCUCUUCCACCUCAGUGAUUGAGGCACUGUCAGACUUUAAGCUGGGCCAGCAGCAGCAGCAGCCAGAGAGACAGCUCAUUCAGAGAGUGCUUCAGAGGACCCCAGUCAAGCUGGAGCCCAACCCCCACGGAAUGGUGGACCUGUCGGGUCCGUGGGAGCCCGGAGCAGGGAAAAGCACCAGGGUAGUGGAUACCAGAGUGGACCACCGCAACCACCACCAUAGCAUUAUCAAACCCACCCCUCCACCACCCCAGUCCCCCCCUCCCCCGCACGACACUUCCUACCCCCAAAGCCCAAACACACGACACCCCUCGCACACUCCACCAGCGACCAGAGGGGGAUGCAGCAGCCCUCCCUGUGAGACCGCCACCUCCUUCCCCCUGACGUCCCCGGACAUCCCUAACCGAACGACUACGUCAUCAUCGCACGACCCUGUUCCCAGCCCAGACUCCUCCCAGUCCCAGAGAGAGGCCCCGCUCCUUGGCCCUGACUCUGUCCUCAGCGAGCUGGUGGCGGUCAAAGAGAACAGCUACUCCAAUGGCCAGGUUCAGGGGAGGGACCAGGGCCAGGUCCCUCCCCUCCCCACUAGCCAAUCAGAGGAGCCCUCGGCCGGUGGCGACCCUAAGGACCCCCACAUCUCCGAUGAGGACCAUGCCUACGCCCUGCCCACCCCCACCCCUACACCCACCAGGACGGGCAGUGUCCCCGCCACCACCCACACCACACUCCUCCUGCCCAAGCUCAGGGACAAGGGCGCCCUGCGGAGCCCACCGAGUGUGGCUGGGCCUGGGGACAUGGAGCCUGCUCUGAAGAGACGGUGCCUCCGCAUCCGAGAUCAGAACAAGUAGAAGAGGAGGCUCACUGUUUUACACUGUACAGCGAUACCAGAUCCAGUGCCCCGCCCUCUUGUGGACAUCAUCAGAACCAAUGCCCUCGCUCCAACCCAUUCCUCAGCCAAUCAGUCGGCCACCAGGGAGAUUGGCCCCACCCUUCUUCAGACCACGAGGUGCCAAUCAAGGAAGCAGUCCAAUGGGGGAAGCAGCCCAAGAUGUGGACUUCCAGUACAUUCACAGCAUCUUCGGACUUCCGCAGAGCAGAGAUACCUCCUUCUCUGACCACUGCCAUACUCCAUGAGCCUAUCAGAGCCCACUGCUCAAUCCUAGUCAGUGGCUCUAACACUAGACGGUGGGCUACUAGGCUCCAAUCAUCAGCCUUGUGUGGUCCUCUCAGAUGGAGCCUGAACCUGAUCUCUUUCCUGGGGAAACGGUUUGUUUUCUCUGCCCAGCUCCACACAAAGAGCCACAUUGUUCCUCUCCCCCAUAUCCCACGCUAACUCCCCUACUCGGGUUUUGGGUUACCUGGCCGACGGGGGCUCAGGCUUCAGGAGGAGUGUCUUUUUUUGGUUGGUCUGACUGAGGGCCAGGAAUAUGUGUGUAGCCCCCUCUCCUUCUUUCCUCUCCUCCUCUCCACCCUGUACCCCCUGCCCAAUUGCAGUAUACAGUACACACACUAUUCCUGAAGUGCAACUUCUUACACCAAUUGCUUGUUAACUUCCUCUUUCCCUCCUAUAUCCUCUCACAAGGGAUGAGGGUACACAAGCUCAGUUUAAGACUUUAUCCUCCGGUAUUUUUCUGAACUGUUUUAAGGAGGGAUGGAAUCUCCUGGAGCAAUGAAAAAUAGGAAAUUAUGAACUGUAAACAAUGUAAUAUGAUAACGAAAGAGAGAGGGUGCAAGUCCCAUACAGUCAGGUCCAUAAGUAUUUAGACAGUAACACAAUUUUGUCUCUGUACCACACCAAAAUGGAUUUGAAAGGAAACAAUCAAAAUGUGCCUUUCAUCUUUAAUUUAAGGGUUUUGUCAAAAUUAUUAUAUGAACCGUGUAGGAAUUACAACCAUUGUUAUACA
Coregonus clupeaformis (lake whitefish) is the source of this 3906-nucleotide messenger RNA. Its product is annotated as sine oculis-binding protein homolog. Lineage: Eukaryota; Metazoa; Chordata; Actinopteri; Salmoniformes; Salmonidae. Bases 136 to 2850 code for a protein of 904 amino acids. The record is from RefSeq and is a predicted model, not a curated record. Gene Ontology annotation, cellular component: nucleus. Gene Ontology annotation, biological process: animal organ development. The transcript has 7 exons.